AUGACCAAGUCUUUCCCCGAGUGGCCGGCAGCAAACAUCACCGUGCCAGCCGCCAACACCGGCACCGCCACCAAAAAUGUACGUCGAGUCAAUGUACCGCUUGGUGACUACUACGCCGUCACCGACUACUUCGUACAGGGCCGUAGCUUCAAGGAAGAAUGCUGGGUCACGGACCUUUGCGUCCCGCCCGGUGGCCUCAAGCGUGCAACCAUUAGUAUCGACCCACCAGACGCCAAGCGUCAGAGGCUGGACACGGCUGCGUCCCAGAGCAGCACGUCGACGGUCGGCCCUCCCGCCGUCACCACGGAUUCAAGGAGCGUCACGUUUCAUGUGACGUUUACGGCCGGCCCCACAGAAACGAAUGAGGACCGCCUCUUUGCCGGCGCCCAGAGCCGCUACGGCAGCUUCAUCGCUGGCGUGAAUACCGCCGGCCAGGGGAUAGUAAUUAUGCAGAUUGACGAUGUCGUCCUCGGCAGGCUGGAGAGCAGCCACGCGUUCGGCCACCGCGUGACGUUCGCCAACCCGGGGGACUACGGCCCCCUCGCGGGCGACGCAGCCCGCGUCUAG
Molecule: messenger RNA, 567 nt
Organism: Volvox carteri f. nagariensis
Lineage: Eukaryota; Viridiplantae; Chlorophyta; Chlorophyceae; Chlamydomonadales; Volvocaceae
Exons: 4
Coding region: 1-567 (188 amino acids)
Source: RefSeq, a predicted model, not a curated record